AUGGUGAACCCGGCCACAUCCCGCCACCGCGUCUCUCUCUGCGACCACCACCUCCUCGUCCUCGGCACAGCGCAGAUCUCGCCGAGUGGCCCUGUACACCAUAUCAUUACCCUCGCUGCCCUCUCAUACUCCCGAGCUCGCCCCCGCGUUGUAACAGCUUCGAUUACCCGCAAGAGCCGCACUAGCCGCACCAACAUGAACGUGAACGACAGUCUCAACCACCCUUCAGUACCUUUCUCCGACGCCGCCAUCCCUCCUCGCGCACCGAGUCGCGCUGGCUACCGCAGGCCAACGAUUCCUCGCACUAUCAGCUCUGACGACCUUCUCCCCGAGAUACCCUCCCUCAACACUCUCAAGUCUCAACCUAUGAUCACAUUCCCGUCCUCUGGCUCAAGCGACAGUGACUCGGACGAAGAAGACGAUUUCAAACCACUCGCUGUCGCCCUCCCGCCUCUCUACCCACCCCACUCCCCAACCUCGUCAACAUCCAGCUCCGACCUCGACUCGCCCUCUUCUUCUUCAGAGGAAGACCUACACUACUUCUCUGACGAGCCUUCCUUUGACGAUUUCCCUCUUCCACCCCAUGCACAAGAAGAUUAUACCCCACUCGCGCCUGAACCACUACCCGCUCUCCCCACGGACAUCCAUACCCUGCCCUCGCAUCCGACGCUCUUUCAUCACGGUCUUUCGCGUAGCGCCCUCGCCACAUGUCGCGAGUUCUGGGACCGCCGCUUCCGCAUCUGGCAUUCCUGGCGCGCUCAGGUCGAACACAUCGACGCCGUCCAGGCGGAGUACCUCCGCGAGGGUCUCCGGGCGAGCCUCCGAUUCCCCGAGCCCCCAGUUCUGCCUCGCACCCGUACCCUUCCCAGUCAAGGAGCAAACGGGAUCAACCAUGCCAUAGCGGCGGCCGCCCGACGCGCCCGCGUGCAAGCAUGCAGCCCGUACGCGCCCGUUUUCCCGAGGAUGGGCGACCUCGCGGCGCUGCGGGACCCAUACUGCGACUGGCCGGAUCGUGCGUUCAUAUACCAUCCAACGUACUCGAUCUCCAAGACGCUGUUCGAACACGACAUGCUCGAGCGCGCUAGGGCGCGCGCUGGCAGGAUUUAUGCGCUCGAUUCUCCGGCGUCGGUGUACAGCCAGGACGGUGCAAGCCCGCAGCAGGAAGUCGACAGCGCGCCGAAGCUGUGGGAGGUCGACUGGCGUGCGCGCUGGCAGAUCCUCAUCAGCCGACAGCAGUAUCCGCCCCAACCUUUCCCGCACCCUCCCCAGCAGGACGAGUCCCCCGUUUACGCCUGGUCAGGCCCUUCUUCCUCCGACGUCUCCAUCCCCCCCAUGCAGGAGGAGGAACUGGGCCCGUUCAUGUGGCAGACGGCGGACGACACGCCGACUCUGGUGCCGUUCGAGAGCCCAUCUACGCAGGACGCGGGUGCUGAUGUGCAUUCGCCUAUGGCCGUACAGGGAUGGCGUGUAGCGCAGCUGGAGGAUGCAGCGACGCCCGUGGUGCGGCUCCCCGGACGUGCAGCAACAGGCGCAAGAUCACUCGCGGAGGAACUCGCGGACGUCAUGGCGGCCGGCGGGGACGCGGAGAGCGCGUGCGAGGAGCCGCCGCCGCGACCGGCGUCGCCCUCUCCGCGUUUCUUCUUCCACGACAUCGAGGACGACGAGGUAGACGAGGACGAGGCGGACGGAGAUCUCGGCGUGCGCAUUAGGCCCGCGUUAGGCGGGGGGCUCGUCCGCGUCAGUGUACGACCGGUGUCGUGCUGAGCGAGGCGCGGGCGCAGACACGGACGAGGGGCAGCGAGGGUACCAUGAUUGUAUGUAUUACCAUAGUAGUUGUAGUAGUCGUAGUUAUAGUCCACCGUACUUGUACAUAGUGCCGUGUUGUCUCUGUAUAGUGUGUGUAUGUGUAUAAUCACGCCUCUUCGAUUAAUGUUACUACCAGCAGC
Trametes versicolor FP-101664 SS1 is the source of this 1946-nucleotide messenger RNA. RefSeq lists its product as uncharacterized. The record is from RefSeq and is a predicted model, not a curated record. Bases 1 to 1764 code for a protein of 587 amino acids. Lineage: Eukaryota; Fungi; Basidiomycota; Agaricomycetes; Polyporales; Polyporaceae. The transcript has 2 exons.